Pelagomonas calceolata is the source of this 930-nucleotide messenger RNA. Lineage: Eukaryota; Pelagophyceae; Pelagomonadales; Pelagomonadaceae. The record is from the annotation of a GenBank genome assembly.
AUGCCUUCCCCCUUCGACAGCCUGCCGGCCGAAAUCACGCAGAAAUGCGUUCAAUUUCUCCCGUUUGAUGUAGUGACUGGCGAGUUGAAAGCGGUAUCGAAGGAGAUCCGCGGGUUGGCGCGGCGCGAGUUGACGCGCGGCCGGUGGAAGCCAAUCCGAUACGUGGCCGUGCAAGGACUGGCGGUCUGCGCGGCCGAUGAUAGCCUCCAAGAGUUUGGGCUGGGUGGAUUCCCGGUGGAAUUUGCGCGCGAUCCUCCGCCAGCAGCGUGCGCGACCUUCCGGGAGGCGUGGGCGCUCGAUCCCGCACUGGUGAUCAAAGUCAUUUGCGAUUGGGACACCAGCGGCCUCGGAGCUCAUCUCAUGGGAGUCUAUCAGGGCCGUUUCCUAUCGAUCGUUGAGCCACCCGUUGAAGGGCUCGGAAUCUAUAAUACUGUCUCGCGUAUGGUCCCCUGUUUGGAAGCCAUGUAUCUCAUACGCGUUUCCGAUGAUGCUACUCAUGGAACCGUACGCGACAAGUGGAAUUUCUUUCCGUUUGUGAUGCUACGCGUAUGGUGGACUUUAAAUCGAGGCGGGUCGCUUAACAACCCCGGAGUGUUGCGUUCGGUCCUAGGCAGCGGGCUGGAAGCUUGGUCGGACGCAGAGCUCGCGGCAAAAUUCACGGGCGAAUACCUUUCAUACUUAGGCUAUUGGGAUACCCCAGAAAAUAUUUAUUCCUUGGCGAAAGCCUUCUCGGACGAGUGGUCGGACCGCACGAAGGCAGACGUGUACAUGACGGAAAUGGCGGAAGUUCGAGAGCGGAUCGCGCGGCAGCCCGUCGAGGAUGUCGCGCGGGAGUGGGAGGAGGAAGAAGCGCAGGAGUGGAGGGAAGCACAAGCACGGGACGACGGCGACGACGACGACGACGAGGACGACUAUUACUACCCGUACUAG